This is a messenger RNA of Elgaria multicarinata webbii, 948 nucleotides long. RefSeq names its product olfactory receptor 6M1-like. Gene Ontology annotation, cellular component: membrane. The record is from RefSeq and is a predicted model, not a curated record. Gene Ontology annotation, molecular function: G protein-coupled receptor activity; olfactory receptor activity. The coding region runs from base 1 to 948 and encodes 315 amino acids. Gene Ontology annotation, biological process: G protein-coupled receptor signaling pathway. NCBI's taxonomy places the organism in Eukaryota, Metazoa, Chordata, Lepidosauria, Squamata, Anguidae. The transcript has a single exon.
AUGGAAACAGAAAAUGGGACAACAGUCACUGAAUUCCUUUUACUUGGAUUUGUGUAUGAACGAGACUUGGAGAUUACUCUCUUCAUAGUUUUCUUCCUUAUUUACCUAGUGACGGUGCUGGGGAAUUUGCUCAUCAUUGUACUCAUUGGCAUUGAUCACCGACUCCACUCCCCUAUGUAUUUCUUUCUCAGCAACUUAUCCUUCAUUGAGAUAUUCAUGACAACCUGUGUAGUGCCUAAAAUGUUGGCCAAUCUCCUGGCUGAAAGGAAAACCAUUUCAUUUGCUGGCUGCUUUGCUCAGUUAUAUUUUUAUUUCUUCAUGGGAUCCACAGAGUUCAUCCUUUUCGCCGCUAUGUCUUUUGACCGCUACAUGGCCAUCUGCUAUCCACUUAGGUAUCCUACCCUCAUGACUGGGACAGUUUGUGUCAAGAUGGUGAUUGGAUCUUGGAUUGGUGGGUUCCUGUCUGUCUUCUUGUCAAUAGUCCUGAAACUGAGAUUGCCUUACUGUGGACCUAAUGUCAUUAAUCACUUCUUCUGUGACAGUGCCCCUAUGCUGCACCUUGCAUGCAAGGAUAUCAGUCUUAUUGAGUUGGUUGACUUCAUUAGUUCAUUGAUUCUACUGCUUGGUUCCCUCUCAUUUACAGCUACUUCUUACAUCUACAUAAUUAGAACCAUUCUCAAGAUCCCUUCUGCCGAGGGCAGAAAAAAGGCAUUUGCUACCUGUGCCUCCCACUUCACCGUUGUCUCCAUGGGCUAUGGAAUCUCCAUUUUUGUUUAUGUCAGGCCAUCUCAGAGUAGCACCAUGAGCAUGAACAAAGCUUUAGCUAUUUUCUCUGGCAUCUUGACACCCUUACUAAACCCUUUCAUCUUCAGUCUAAGAAAUGAACAAAUGAAAGAAGUGUUCAGAGAUGUCAUAAAGAGCAUAAUCUCAAAGAUAAAAGAUGGCUGA